AUGGAAAAUAUUUCAGGACUUAACUACUUUCAAAACAAUGAACCGUCUAAGUGGUCACUUAUUGGUUUCUUAAAAUGGAGAUCCGAAACACAACAGUUUUUAGAUAGCAAGAGAGAACAUAGUGCGUUCAAAUAUUUUCUCCAGGAACUUGCAACUGAUGAAAAUAAUACAAAUGCAAAAAGAGCACAAGAGUCACUCAACAACUGGAAGGAGAUCAAGCAUUCUCCGGAAGUUAAGAAGUUCUGGAAUGAUUAUAGAGCCCAGAAUUUACAGCAAGAUCUCCAGUAUGUUAAAGCACAAAAUGAAUUAAAAACUUUACAGGUUGAAACUGAAGAUAAUCACGAUGGAAGGACAAUCCUGGAUUAUCGAGAACUUUCCGGUUCAUAUAAAAGAAGGGAAAAUGAAAGUUCCAAUAAUAAUAAACAACCAAACAUUAAAAAAAAAACAUCUGCAAUCCGUCCAACCAAAAAGAUGAAACCAAGUGGCCAAACUGAAUCUGAAAAUAAUCCAAUCCCCGAUGUGGAGUGUGGAGAUAUCGAAACCUUUCUUAAUGACGAUUACACUGAUGACCAAUUUAUUGAUAAUGAAUAUAUUGAUGACGAAUUUAUUGAUGACGAAUCUACUGAUGACAAGUUAAAUAUGGCAUCCGUUGAGAAAA
This is a messenger RNA of Entrophospora candida, 658 nucleotides long. The record is from the annotation of a GenBank genome assembly. NCBI's taxonomy places the organism in Eukaryota, Fungi, Glomeromycota, Glomeromycetes, Entrophosporales, Entrophosporaceae.